Molecule: messenger RNA, 1992 nt
Organism: Ricinus communis (castor bean)
Lineage: Eukaryota; Viridiplantae; Streptophyta; Magnoliopsida; Malpighiales; Euphorbiaceae
Product: queuine tRNA-ribosyltransferase accessory subunit 2-like
Exons: 9
Coding region: 99-1166 (355 amino acids)
Molecular function (GO): tRNA-guanosine(34) queuine transglycosylase activity
Source: RefSeq, a predicted model, not a curated record
GUUUUCUACAAAAGUUUGUAACAGGCCAUUUUAAACCACUUCAGAAAAAAGAAAGGAACGUUUGACCCUUGCGCCCUAAAUUUCUAAAUUUAAAACAAAUGCAUAGUGCAGCAGCAGCUAUGGAAACCAAAGUUAGCAGGUGCAUAGAGGGAGCUAGAAAGGCAAGAGAAAGCCAGACAGAGAACAUGAAGUGGUGGGUGAAGGCAUGGAGCAAUAACAGCAAGGCAAGAACAGGGCUGCUUCAGCUACAGUUAGGCAGUAGUAAUUCAUCCCCAAUAGAGAUAGAAACACCAGCUCUUCUUCUCUCUACGCGUAAAGGAUUGCCCCAUUUCAUUUCACCUGACCUCCUUCCUUCUCUUCCUUACCCUCACUCCGCUCUUCUCCAAUGCAGUCCUCUUCACUUCUUGGAGGGAGUUUCAAGAAAAACAAUAUCACACAUUGGAGGACUUCAUCAAAUGGUUGGUUUACAUGACUCAGCAUUCGUUGCUGUGCCAAGGGAUUCCAUUCAAUGUCUUCCUGAAUGUGGCUCUACAAAUAAAUUUGGAGCAUCUUUUGAGACGCCUUGCGGUCGUCGUUUGAUCAAACCCUCAGAAUAUUUGCAAAUGAUUUCUUCAAUAAGGCCCAAUAUUUGGGCUACCUUGGCUGAUGAAGUACCUGCAUGGGUAUCUGAUAAGAGGAACAAGACUUCUGUGGAACGUACUGUAAAAUGGCUUGACGAGUGCAUUUCACUUAGCCCGGCAGCUGGGAUUAUUUUUGGAGCUGUUGUUGGAGGUUCUGAUAUAAGUGAACGGAAGAGAUGCGCUGAAGAAAUAGCCAAGAGGAAUGUAUCAGGUUACUGGAUUGGAGGAUUUGGGCUUGGAGAAAGCAUGGAUGAGCGCCCUGCCUUGCUUGAUGCUGUAUCAGAUAGUUUACCAGGGGAAAAGCCACGUCUUAUAUGUGGGCUUGGACUACCAGAGGAGGUGUUGCAGGCCGUUGCUGCUGGCAUUGAUCUUUUUGACUCAUCCUAUAUUUAUAAUCUUACGCUUGGAGGCUUUGCACUUAUCUUUCCACUAGACAGGAUUGAAAUAAAUACAUCUCAUGACCAGUCAACUGAUAUGGGAAUUGACGGAACCAAGAUUAAUCUCAGAGCAACAGUUUACAGGUUGAUCUGUGAAUAUCCAGUCUAGGGAAGACACUUUUUCUAAUUACUGACCUGACCUGUUUCCCUUUAUGAAAUUUUAGAUAAGACUCUUAACCUAUUGCCUCUUUAUUUUUCAUUCUGAACGCAAAAAUUAAAUUUUCAGUAGCUGUCAUCUUCAAAUCACGUUUCAUAGAACAUAAAAUGAUCUGGUCCCUCCGUUGGUUUAUUGUGUACAAAGAACUAUGAAAUUUGUUCAUAUCAUGACUUCUCAAAAAAUCUAUUAGUUGAAGGGGGGAAAUGGUCAUUAAAGGAACAAAUAAGAUCGAAAUAAAAGGAUUUCAAGAAAUUUUUCAUGAAUGCUAUGUCCUCUCACUUAGAAUUCAAAUUUCAUGUCUUGCACAAUUGUCAUUUUGAUGGUAAUAAGAAAUGUUGCAAUGCAAAUUUUGUUUUGAGUAAAAUAAAUUCCCUAUUUCAAGAACUUUCGCAGUUUAAAACACGUGACUGUUGGUAAGAGUAGAAGUUGAAUUUAAUUGCAAUUUGGUUGAGGAACUGAUAUUUCAGAACUCAUUUUUCAUCUUCUAUACUCUCUACUACAAAAUAUAUAAUGGAAUAAGUGAAUAGCAGCUCUCACUCUGUGUAGUCAAUAGAACAUGUUGCACGACCAAAAAUCAUGAGCUAGUUGGUAUGCUAAUCUUGAACCUUUCAAAGUUUUAAAUGCAAUAAAAUCAUAUGCAUACAACAGGAAAAAAAAAUGAAGAAAAAAGACACUUACACAUUCAUUUGAUUCAAGGGAGAACCACAUGGUUUUAAUAAUGUGGAACAUUACGUGGUGAGAGAUCAAUGCAAGUUUAUUUUGCAAGAAUAUAUCUCUU